CUCUUGUGAAAUGGCACCGGAAUGACAUGUCAGUAGCGAGGUCGAGGCGAGACGAGACGAGACGAGACGACUUGUCAGAUCUUUAACUCCCCAGUACGAAGCAAUCCAACCAUUUCCCUGACAAUCAGAAAAACACACAGACAUGGCUUCCGCAACGCCGCUGAAGGUACUUGUGAUAGGCGCAGGAUCUACCGGAUUGCUCCUGGCGCAGGGCCUGAAACAGGUAUUGGACCACCGCCCUCCCCCUCUUUCUUUUCCCAUCCCGCAACGAUGUUGUCAUCCAGAGCCAACAGUUGGUCGUAGAAUGGUAUCCCCUGCACUGUGUAUGAGCGAGAGGACCAUACUACCUAUCAGAACCGCGCCCGCGAGUGGGGCAUGACCUUGCACUGGGGAGCAGAGUAUCUGUCCAAGUGUAUCCCGCCGGAGUUGGUGGCCCAGAUCGACGAGAACAUCUGCUGUGACCCGUUCUUCAAGGGUAAAAUCACCUCGCUGCCCAUCUACAAUGGCGCGACCGGCGAGAAGCUCUUUGAGAUGCAGGGCAUAGACCCAAGGCGAGUAUCCCGCAAGAAGCUGAGGAACUUUCUGAGCCAGGGGAUCGACGUGCAGUAUGGUAAACGAUUGGCAUCCGUCACAGUUGACGCAGGUGAUUCCGUGACAGCCGUCUUCGAAGAUGGGACCAGUGCAUCUGGAUCUCUCCUGGUGGGCUGCGAUGGGGCUCACUCGACAGUGCGCAAGUUCCUCGUGGGUGAGGAGCUGGCCAAGGAGGAGUACAUGGACAUCCAAAUGUUCAACGUCAGCUGCACCUUCUCCAAAGAAACGGCCGAGUACCUGAGGUCGAUCCACCCGAUCUUCAAGCACAGCUACCACCCGGACAACUUCACAUGGUGGAACUCGAUCCAAGACGUCACCGACCCCGACAAGCCCGAGACGUGGCUCUUCCAAAACCUGCUGUCCUGGCCCGGUGCCCCGAGGCCUGAAGAUCUCCCGGACCAGGCGUCGCGGCUCAAGUACUGGCGCGAGAGAGUGCCCCAGUACGCCGAGCCGUGGGCCACGAUAGGCAAACAACUCCCCGACGACCUGGUCUUCCCCACAGACCGGACCGUCGUGUGGAAGCCGGACAUAGACUGGUCGCAGUCGCCGCUGUGGCCACGGGUGACGAUCGCCGGCGACGCCGCCCACGCGAUCCCGCCGUUCCGCGGACAGGGGCUGAACAACGCGCUGCAGGACGCGGCGAAACUGAUCGACGAGCUCAGGGAGUUGCACGCCGGCAACAAAUCACUAAGGGAGGCCGUCGCCGGCUACGAGGCCGAGAUGAAGGAGCGGGCGCUGCUGGAGAUGAAGGUCUCGAUCCUCCAGGCCGAGACCGUGCACAACUGGGACAGGCUGAUGGAGGCGCCCUUUAUCAAGCACGGCAUGAACAAGUACAAGGAGGAGUCGGAGGCGAACCAUUAGCUGGUUUGCCCGCACGCGUGUCGGUACCUCUCUUGCCUGUGCAGUGUCAUCGCAUGACUCUAGACGAGCUCAAGUCAAGUGUGCUCGUGGGACAGUGAGACCGCGGAACGCAAUCCUUUUCAAAGAUACUCAGACACAGAUAGCCCGGGUUGAAACCAGAAGUUGCAAGGGAGCCCAGAUCUAACGCGCGUAACUGCGAUCGCUUGCUCGACAGACGGAGAACCUGGAUCGAUCUAGCAAUUCGGCCUGCCCCUAGUAAAUCUUCUCUUGCAC
Cladophialophora immunda is the source of this 1725-nucleotide messenger RNA. RefSeq lists its product as hypothetical. Bases 376 to 1452 code for a protein of 358 amino acids. Gene Ontology annotation, molecular function: FAD binding. The transcript is spliced from 3 exons. The record is from RefSeq and is a predicted model, not a curated record. NCBI's taxonomy places the organism in Eukaryota, Fungi, Ascomycota, Eurotiomycetes, Chaetothyriales, Herpotrichiellaceae.